Condylostylus longicornis is the source of this 3907-nucleotide messenger RNA. It is a transcript of the gene SMC3, whose product is annotated as structural maintenance of chromosomes protein 3. Gene Ontology annotation, molecular function: double-stranded DNA binding; cohesin loader activity; protein binding. The coding region runs from base 103 to 3708 and encodes 1201 amino acids. Gene Ontology annotation, cellular component: chromosome. Gene Ontology annotation, biological process: mitotic sister chromatid cohesion. The transcript is spliced from 8 exons. The record is from RefSeq and is a predicted model, not a curated record. NCBI's taxonomy places the organism in Eukaryota, Metazoa, Arthropoda, Insecta, Diptera, Dolichopodidae.
AAAAAAUUGUAGCGCCCAAAAUUUGUCAAUUUUAUUUACACAAUAAAUUUAAUAUAAUAAUAAAAUUAUUUUGUCAUAAAUGCAUGAGAUAAUUUAAAUAAAAUGCAUAUAAAACAGAUAAUUAUACAAGGUUUUAAAUCUUACAAGGACCAAACAGUUGUUGAACCAUUCGAUAAAAGGCACAAUGUGGUUGUGGGCCGAAAUGGGUCAGGAAAAAGCAAUUUUUUCUAUGCCAUUCAAUUCGUUUUGAGUGAUGAAUUUACACAUUUACGCCCAGAGCAAAGGCAAUCUCUAUUGCAUGAAGGUACUGGAGCUAGGGUAAUUUCAGCUUACGUAGAAAUUAUUUUUGAUAAUUCCGAUAAUCGUGUCCCAAUUGACAAAGAUGAAAUAUUUCUACGAAGAGUAAUUGGUGCCAAAAAAGAUCAAUAUUUUUUAAACAAGAAAGUAGUUCCAAGAACUGAAGUUGUUAAUUUACUUGAGUCUGCGGGAUUUUCCAAUUCAAAUCCAUAUUAUAUUGUGAAACAAGGCAAAAUUAAUCAAAUGGCAACGGCACCUGAUUCUUAUCGUUUAAAACUUUUGCGAGAAGUUGCAGGCACUAGGGUUUACGAUGAAAGAAAGGAGGAAUCAUUAAAUAUAUUAAAAGAUACUGAGAGUAAAGUUGAAAAGAUUACAGAAUUUUUGAAAACCAUUGAAGAGCGAUUGCAGACCUUAGAAGAGGAAAAAGAAGAACUUAAAGAAUAUCAAAAAUGGGAUAAAGCACGACGGUCUUUGGAAUAUAUAAUUCAUGAUAUGGAAAUGAAAGAAAACAAAAGAGCUUUAGAGGAUUUGGAGCGGCAAAGAAAAUCUUCUGGAGAUAAGCAGAAAGAACUACAAAUGGAAAUACAAAAUGCUCAAGAUAAAGUUAAACAGAUACAAAAAAGUUUAAAAGAUGCUAAAAAGGAUGUUGCCACUACAAAGGAGGAACGAUCUGUCCUAUUAGCCGAACAGCAACAACUACUUCGCGAAAAGACGAAAUUGGACUUGACUAUUACCGAUUUAACUGAUGAAGUACAAGGAGAUAAUAAAUCUAAGGAACGAGCUGAUCAAGAACUGAAACGUCUUAAGGUAACUAUAGCCGAAAAAGAAAAAGAAUUAGAAGAAGUUAAACCAAAAUAUGAAGCAAUGAAGAAGAAAGAAGAAGAGUGUUCACGAGAGUUAUCGUUGAAAGAACAAAAACGUAAGGAAUUAUAUGCUAAACAAGGAAGGGGUUCACAGUUCUCUUCAAGAGAGGAGAGAGAUAAAUGGAUUCAAAAUGAAUUAAAAUCUCUAAAUAAGCAAAUAAAAGAUAAAAUUAAUCAUCAAAACAAAUUAUUAGAUGAUUUAAAAAAGGAUGCUAACAUGGAAAAAGAAUUAACUAGGAAAAUUGAAGAACAAUCAUCGGAAUUAGAACAUCUAAGAUUACAAAUUGAUGAACACAACAAACAAUACUACGAACUAAAAAAGAAGAAAGAUACUCAUCAAGCUGUGCGAAAUGAACUUUGGAGAAAGGAAACUCAAAUGACACAACAACUGCAGGCACACAAAGAAGAGCUGGCAAAAGCUGAUCAAUCUUUACGUUCUAUGGCUGGAAAGCCGAUUUUAAAUGGUCGAGAUUCCGUUAGAAAAGUACUGGAUAGUUUUCUAGACCGCGGCGGUGAAUAUGCAAAAAUAGCCAAAUCUUAUUAUGGUCCAGUCAUAGAAAAUUUCAACUGCGACAAAACUAUUUAUACAGCAGUCGAAGUGACUGCAGGAAAUCGUUUAUUUCAUCACAUAAUAGAUACUGAUCGAGUGGGAACACAAAUUUUAAAAGAAAUGAACAAACAAAAACUGCCAGGUGAAGUAACUUUUAUGCCCCUAAAUCGCUUACAAGUGAAAAUUCAUGACUAUCCUGAUGAUCCGGAUUCAAUUCCUAUGAUUUCAAAAUUAAAAUAUGAGGAACAGUAUGAUAAAGCUCUAAGAUAUAUCUUUGGCAAAACAUUAAUUUGUCGUAACUUAGAACGUGCUACUGAAUUAGCAAAAUCGACGGGAUUGGAUUGUGUGACAUUAGAAGGUGAUCAAGUGUCUUCUAAAGGUUGCUUGACAGGUGGAUAUUUUAAUACUUCAAGAUCCAGACUUGAAAUGCAGAAGAAGCGAAGUGAGUACAAUGAUUUAAUAAAAGACUUUGAAGAAGAAUUAGCCACAUUGAGGAAUGAAUUAAAACAAACUGAAACCGAAAUCAACAAAGUAGUUUCUGAAAUGCAAAAAACAGAAACAAAACAAGGGAAAUCGAAAGACAUAUUUGAAAAAGUCACAGCGGAUAUUCGUUUAAUGAAAGAAGAACUUUCUAGAAUUGAGAAAUAUAGAGCUCCCAAAGAACGUUCAGCUGCACAAUGUAAGGCGAAUUUGGAAGCGAUGUCUAGUACAAAAGAAGGUUUAGAAGCAGAAUUACAUCAAGAAUUAAUGUCAACUCUAUCAGCACAAGAUCAGCGUGAAGUAGAUCAACUUAAUGAUGACAUAAGACGAUUAAACCAAGAAAACAAAGAAGCGUUUUCAGCACGUAUGCGUCUAGAAGUAGUCAAAAAUAAAUUGGAUAAUUUGCUGACCAAUAACCUGUUUAGGCGUCGUGAUGAGCUUAUUCAAGCUCUUCAAGAAAUAUCUGUUGAAGAUAGAAAAAGAAAAUUACAAAACUGCCGAAAUGAAUUAGCAGCUACUGAAAAAAGAAUUAAAAAGGUAAAUCAAGAUUUGGAAGAGAUGGAUAAAAAAGUUCAAAAUGCAGUUAAAAUGCAAAUAUCUUUACAAAAAGAACUCGAGCAAUGGAUUCAAAAAGAAAAAGAUUGUCAGGAAAAAAUGUCCGAAGAUGCAAAGAAGGCAGAAAAGUGGGCAGCAAAAGAAAACCUAUAUCAUCAAAAAAUUGACGAAUGUAUGGAAAAAAUCCAAAGUUUAGGGGCCUUGCCGCAAGUUGACCCAGCUUACACAAAAAUGUCUUUAAAAAGGCUUUUUACUGAGUUAGAAAAAGCAAAUCAGCAUUUGAAAAAAUAUAACCAUGUUAAUAAAAAAGCUUUAGACCAGUUUUUAAGUUUUUCUGAACAAAAAGAGAAAUUGUAUAAAAGAAAGGAAGAAUUGGACAUCGGGGAUCAAAAGAUACGAGAAUUAAUGCAAAAUUUAGAAACUCGUAAAGUUGAAGCUAUACAAUUUACAUUUAAGCAAGUAGCACAAAAUUUUACUAAGGUUUUCAAAAAACUUGUUCCACAAGGUGCUGGUUAUUUAAUAUUAAAAACAAAAGAAAGCAAUGAUGAUGAUGUUAAUAAUGUUGAAGUUGCUAAUUCAGAUGCAUUUACUGGUAUUGGAAUUCGUGUUUCAUUUACUGGAGAUCAAGCUGAAAUGAGGGAAAUGAAUCAAUUAUCCGGAGGACAAAAAUCUUUAGUUGCAUUAACAUUAAUUUUUGCUAUACAAAAAUGUGAUCCAGCUCCUUUUUAUUUAUUUGAUGAAAUAGAUCAGGCUUUAGAUGCACAACAUAGGAAAGCUGUAGCUGAUAUGAUACAUGAACUAAGUGAUAAUGCUCAAUUUAUCACAACUACAUUUAGACCAGAAUUAUUAGAACAUGCACAUAAAUUUUAUGGGGUACGUUUUCGUAAUAAAGUGAGCCACAUUGAUUGUGUCACAAAAGAACAAGCUAAAGAUUUUGUUGAAGAUGAUAAUACACACGGUUAAAUUAAUAAAAUUUGAUAAAAACAUUUUUAGAAUUAUAAUUAAGAAAAACUGUUUGAAUAAAUUUUAGUAAUUAUUGAUUAAUUUUAAGAUAAAUAUAACAAAAAAGUAAAAAAAAAAGAGGAUUUCAGACAAUGGUUUUUAUAUAAAAUAGCAUGAAACAGAAAAAUUUCUAUGUGUUUUCAUAUCAGAACAUUUUCAU